CGCCAUUGGUUCCGUGCGGAGAGCGAUGCGUAUGCUUCAGUCGCACACCCGGAAGGCUUCGUAGCGCAAUAUCUGUUUAGUCUCGCAAGUUCUUUUACCUAGGUCUCGUUAGGAGCUUCGCUGAGUCAAACAGUUAUGCCCGCUGAACGAACGAAACGCCAAGUCACAACGCAAACGGACUUUUUGCUCACUUGUAAAUCAUAACGCUUAACCUGGCUAAGCCUAAACAGUGUGCUUUGCCGUGGGAACCAUCGAUAUUACGGUUUGCUUUGCUUUUUUUGUGUGCAGUGUUCGAUGCUCGCAUCCUAGCGAAGAUGUCGUCGGGAGGGAUGGUGCAUCCUGCCCUCACGAGGAUGUGUUUCAGUGCUGAUAGUAGUGAAACAAAGCGAAACGGUGUGGUGCAAUGAUGACGGUUUGCCCGGCUUGGAUUUACCCAUGCAUCGUGAAACCCGUAUGAUAUUCGUAGUGUGAGACGUCGUGGGGAAGCUUGCGCGUUCCUUGAAAGGAUUACAAACAUCGAGUUACGUGUCAGUGCAAAAAUGUCUAAAAAGUCGACAGGAACGAUGGAUCCACGGUCUCCCGAGGAGAGGAUACGGGAGCUGGAACAAAUGUUCCUGGGCGGCCCGGUGUUGGUCAACGGCAAGUCCUUUACCAUCGAGGGACUUCUUGACGUGCUAAUUGUGCUUUUUGAUGAGUGUUGCAAUUCGUCGCUACGCACGGAGAAGACCAUGACCAACUUCAUUGAAUAUGUAAAGCCAGUAGUGCAGCGUAUAAAGGUCCUUAGGCUAACGAAAGAAGACUUUGACGUGCUGAAAGUAAUUGGUCGUGGUGCUUUUGGAGAGGUGGCUGUGGUGAAAGAAAAAAACACGGGUAAAGUGUAUGCAAUGAAGACCCUCAACAAGUGGGAGAUGCUCAAAAGAGCUGAGACCGCCUGUUUCCAAGAAGAGCGCGAUGUCCUCGUUUUUGGAGACAAGCGGUGGAUCACAAACCUACAUUACUCAUUCCAGGACGACACCAACUUGUACCUGGUGAUGGACUACUACUGUGGUGGAGACCUGCUGACACUCCUGAGCAAAUUUGAGGACAAGUUUCCAGAAGAAAUGGCACGCUUCUACAUCGUGGAGAUGAUCCUCGCCAUCGACUCGAUUCAUUCUCUUCAUUACGUGCACCGUGACAUCAAGCCAGACAAUGUCCUUCUGGAUGCCAAUGGCCACAUUCGCCUGGCUGAUUUUGGCUCUUGCCUCAGGCUCUGUGAUGAUGGCACAGUACAGUCCAAUGUGACGGUUGGGACUCCCGACUACAUAUCUCCCGAAAUAUUGAGGGCCAUGGAAGACGAACAGGGCAGGUACGGCCCGGAGUGCGACUGGUGGUCUUUAGGUGUGUGCAUGUACGAGAUGCUCUAUGGAGAGACACCCUUUUAUGCGGAGUCUUUGGUCGAGACGUACGGCAAGAUCAUGAACCAUAGGAAUUGUUUCGACCUUCCGGACGACCCAGACUCAAAUGUGUCCGAAGAGGCGAAGGAUCUGAUGCGGCGCCUCAUAUGCGGUGCAGACUGCCGCUUGGGCCAGAGCGGCUUGGGCGACUUCAAAAAUCAUCCCUGGUUCCGAGGUGUUGACUGGGACCACAUCCGGGACAGCCAAGCACCUUACAUUCCGGAAGUGAGUAGUCCAACGGACACAUCGAAUUUUGACGUGGACGACACAGAUUUUAAACAGCCGUACUGCGCAAUGCCGUUCUCAUUUAACCCCAACGGUCCAUUGGGACGCCUUUACCGUCGACUGGAGUCUGGCCCACCAAGUGCCAAUGCAGUGUUCUCUGGGCUGCACCUGCCCUUUGUGGGCUUCACGUACACACUAGGAAGCCGCUUCACCUGCCAAGCCAAUCAUCUGGAUGGGGAGCAGGACCCCGGGGUCAACACCAAUGCCAUAGUUUACCAGGACAAGAUUAACGCUUUAGAAAAAGAGAAGGCGGAUCUAUUAAGAAGAAUAAGUGUGGACAGCAACAAAGUAGUGCAAGGCAGCGCAGACAAUGAGAUCAGGAGGUUACGUGACGAAGUGAACACUUUCAAGAAGAAAUGUGCAGAAUUGGAGCUGCAGAGGCAACAAAGCGUACAGGACAAUAUGCAGGUGGCUAGCACAAACGAGCUGUCUGCCAAAGUGAAAGAGCUGGAAAAAACAUUGAGGUUAGCCAAGUCAGAAAAAGAGGACCUCGCAAGGGAUUUAGUGGACGCACAAGAAAGACUAAGGCAUCAGACGAAAGAAAUCAAGGAUGCUCUAGCACAGCGCAAGCUUGCGAUGGAUGAGUACACUGGCAUCAGCGACAAGCUUUCAGACCUACGCACACAGAAGCAAAAGCUAUCUCGGCAAGUUAGGGACAAAGAAGAAGAACUUGAGAAUGCCAUGCACAAAAUAGACAGCCUUAGGCAGGACAUGCGGAAAGCCGAAAAGCUGAGGAGAGAGCUGGAAGCUCGUGCUGAGGAAGCGCAGGCAGAGGCACUGAAGGAACGCCGGCUGCGUGAGCGCGGCGACGAGUACGUGCACCACUUGGAAGGGGAGCUGGAAUCCCUGCGACAGUGCCAGCUUGGUCGGCUUUCAGUUCAACAAGGGCAUGACAUGACACAGGAAGUCAACAGGUUAAAGACUGAAUUAGAGAACCAGGAUUUGAGGUUUCGGGAAAUGGAGGUUCAGCUACAGACACGGCAUGCAGCAGAGGUGGGCUCCCUGCGCGAGCAGUUCCGUGAAGCAGACAGUGCACGUGAUGUGCUCCGCAAGGAGGUGAUGAUGCUGAAAGACAAGGUCGAGAAGAGUCGUGCUGAAUCUGCAAUGGAAAGCCAGGAAACUCUCAGCGAGAUUAAAAAGGUUCAUGAGCGCGAAAAAGCGAUGCUCUGUGACGAAAUCCACAAGCUGUCUCAAGAGAAUGAGCGGCUUGCGGAAGCGGUACGGAGGCAGCACGAGGAGAGGAGACGCAGUGAAGAGGAAAUUGGGCAGUUGCGAGAGAAGAAGGAAUCUGUGGCACAGUGGGAGGCACAAAUCAGCGAGAUCAUCCAAUGGGUGAGCGAUGAGAAAGAUGCUCGAGGCUACCUACAGGCACUGGCAACUAAGAUGACGGAAGAACUGGACUGCCUUAGGAUGAGCGGACUGCCAACGCCAACUGCGGAGAAGAACUGGCGCAACCGUCGGUCUCAGAAGCUAGAGAAGAUGGAACUGCUUUCAUUGCAGUCCAGCCUUCAAAACGAGAUUCAGGCUAAGCAAGCCAUCUGCGAAGAGCUGAGUCGGGUGCGUGCGGACCUCGUGGCACAGCAGAAGGAACACCGGAAGGUUCAACAGGAACUCGAGGUCUUCAUGAAAGAGUCGUCGAAGAAGGACUCUCAGAUUCGCGAACUCCAGCAGCGGCUCGAGGCUGCUGGUGAUGGCUUCCUGGAGCGACCGUCUUCACAGAUGUCCUUCCUGGACCAGUUCCUGAAGGACACUUCACGCCUCAACCACAGCGACAGUGCAGAGUCGGCUGAGGCUACAGAUGAAGUCGAGCAUCCACGUCCGGCCGCACCCGUUCCACCAGCCAUAAUCAAGCCUAACAUGGUGGAUCUGCCUCCUGCAGACGUACGACACGGCAUCACCAUCUCCUCUCCAAUCAACGAUGUGAGACCCACAAUCACUGUCCUAACGCCAAAGCCCAAAGCUCACCAGUUCCUAGUGAGAACAUUUGUGGCUCCCCUCAAAUGCAAUCACUGCACAUCACUCAUGGUGGGGCUCAUACGUCAAGGGGCAGUCUGUGAAGUAUGUGGCUUCGCGUGCCAUGUCACGUGUCAGGACAAAGUGCCUGCCGUGUGUCCCGUGCCAAUGGAUCAGACAAAGAGGCCAGUGGGUAUAGACCCCACACGAGGAGUGGGCACAGCUUACGAAGGCUACGUCAAGGUUCCGAAGCUGGGCGGGGUGAAGAAAGGCUGGCAGCGACAGUUUGUGGCGGUGUGCGACUUCAAGCUCUUCCUGUACGACCUGCUGCAGGACAAGAAUGCUCAGCCUGCCGUGUCGGCAUCACUCGUACUUGACAUGAGGGACGAAGAGUUCUCUGUGAGUUCCGUCCUCGAGUCUGAUGUGAUCCAUGCCAACAGGAAGGACAUUCCCUGCAUUUUUCGGGUGACGACUUCAAUGAUGGACCCACCUGGUCUGAAGAGUCACACGCUUAUGAUGGUCGACAAGGAGAGCGAGAAGGUCAAGUGGGUGGAUGCUCUGAAUGAGCUACAUCGCAUCCUCCGCCGGAACAAGCUGCCGCACCGAACGGUAUUUCAAGUAAAAGAGAUUCUAGACAGCACAUUAGUAAUAAUCAAGAAUGCCUUAUCAGCAGCUGUGAUAGAUCCAGACCGGAUAGCCCUCGGCACAGAGGAAGGUCUUUACUGCGUAGAUCUCGAUCGCGAAGAAAUUGCUCGAAUAGGAGAUGGGAAGAAGAUAGCUCAACUCGAAUAUAUUCCAGAAGAGCAGCUGCUCAUUUCUAUCACAGGCAAGCAGCGGCAUUUGCGCCUGAUACCCGUGGGGGCGCUCGACGGCCACGAUGUGGAGUGGAUUAAAGUGGCAGACACCAAGGGGUGCACCACAUUUUGCACCACCCACAUGGAACGGGCAGGUGCCUCUACCUACUUCUUUUGUGUGGCAGUUAAAAAGCAGGUUCUUGUUCACCAAGUAAACCGGACGAAAAGUCGCCACGGGGGCCGUCAGGUGAUUAGUGUUCCUGGGGUGGCUCAGUGUCUGGAUGUCUGGGCCGACCGUCUUUGUGUGGGCUUGCCGUCCCUCUUCUACCUGUAUAACCUUCAGGGAACCUGUGAGCCAAUCUGUUUAGUGCAACCAGAAAACAACUUGUCCUACCUUUACCACAAUCCAAUGGAUGCAUUCAUCGCAGUGGAACUGCCCAACAACGAGUACUUACUUGUGUUCAGCCAGCUCGGAGUGUUUGUCAACAACCAAGGAAGGAAGACGCGUGAGAAGGAAGUUAUGUUCUCGGCAGCACCGCUUGCUGUCAGUUAUUACGACUCUUAUCUGUGCGUCUACACCGAGAGCCACGUUGAUGUCUUCGAAGUCACGUCCGGGGACUGGGUGCAGACCAUGAACCUAAAGAAGACCAAGCCGCUAUGUCGGGACGGCCAGCUGUGCUUCUCGCAGGCGACGGAGGCGCCACAUGUGGUGUACCUGCAUCCGGUUCACCGCCGGGAGAUGGGGGUGAGGGUGGCCCCUCCAGACCACCCCCGAACGGGGUCCCUGAGGGGAUCGGCUUCGACCAUGACCCGCGCUCGGCGGCGGUUUUCCGUGCGUGAGCAAGAGAAGCAGAGCAAAGGGGCUGAUCGUCGAUCACGUAUGAUCUCUGCACCAACCAACUUCAACCACAUUCAACACAUGGGGCCUGGAGAAUUGCAGAAGCUUAUAGAUCUCCCGACGACUGUUCAAGCUGUUGCUGCUAUGGAAGAAAAACGGGCUUGGGUGAAAUCCGUGAAACCAGCCAUACCAGCUCAGCAAAAGCGUCCUGCACCGUCUGUGCCCCAUGGACCAUGGAUGUCUACGAAGACCUCUCUCACUGCAUCUCCCGAUGGCUCAUUGUCAUCUCAGGAGCAUGCUCAGGGAGGCACCAGCCACGAUGACUCCGGCAACCACUCGAGUCCUAGGCAUUCAAUCGCAUCCAACAACAGUUCCAACCUUAGCACGCCUCCGAGCCCCGUCGACCUCACGCUAGGAUUUGGGGACGAGGGACGUGAGCACUACUCUUCCAGCUACGAGUCGCAGAGCUAAGGAGAACUGAACACAAUCGGGUUGCUACAUCUCAGGUGCUUGGACGUACGCAGCGGCUGCAAGAUUGGAAUCCGUAAUGUUUGUGCGUGUGUGAAAGGUGUCCCAGGGAAUAUCAGAGUGAUACUACAUGCUGGUGAAAUUUAGGACAAUGGAAGUUUUAUGGCUGAUGUUUCUCCUUUUUUUUUUUUUUCUUUCUCGCAUUUCUCAGGAAGUAGUUGAACUUUUUUUUUUUUUUAUGAGCAGUAGUGAAGUGUGGCCUAUACGCAGAAAAAGAGCACUGAAAGUGUGAGGAGUCCAAUGGAUAAGGCCCGUCGCACAACACGUCUAGCCCAGCGUCCUCUGGCAUUACGGACGCGAGCAUGUGCUGCCGUACAGCAAAAGCACGAUGUCGGGCUUCUGAUUUAAUUUAAGGACUUGUUUCCUCGCGCUUGUCCAUCACCUCUGAAUCAAUUUGAUGCCUGGAUGGUAGGUAGGGGAAACUGUUUAUCUCAGAUGUGCUGAUUACCUUAUGCCAGUGGCAGACAGGUAUGUAAUUUGUUCUUUAUUUAAGGAUGUUUGUAAAGAGUCUGCCAAGUUUUUGUGCAUUAGUACAUGCGAGUGUAAUUCUCGCAAUGUGCGAGACUUCAAAACUAUCUUUUGGCACCAAUUACUGCGCCGUGAAGAAAUUUAUGUGCGUAUUUCUUGCCACGUUUAUUUUGCAGGAGCAUCCGAGUUCCCGAGGCCAAUUUUUUAAAGGGGGACCUUUAUUUUAAGAACACCACCUCAUUACCUUUUCUUCACACAGAACCCGUGGUUGUGGUUACACCACGACCCUAUCAUUUUCGUUAUCCUAAUUUAUAAGCAUUUGAAAAAGAUGAGUGAUUUUAUUUAUCAUUGAUGACCGUUACAACGCAGAGUAAGAUGAGUGCGGCAGUCAGUAGUUGCUUCGGACAGCUCCAUCCCCCUUAUUCCUUCUCCCGAGGCAAAGGCGGAGUGAGCACAGGUGCCGAGGAGUAUGCAUUCAAUAGCCUGUGAUUGAUUGAUUGACAAUGGCACUUGUUGGACGUGCAUCUGUCAGGGCACUCCAGCAAGAUUUGAUGUCACUCGCAAUAAAGUAAAAUGAACGGAACAAAAAUAUCGUCUGUAAAUAGAGGAGUUUUAGCACUAGUGACAAUGCGUAUCAGGUAGCAGUGCUUUGCGUAUCUUAGCAGGAAAUGCUGCUGUUAGGAAUGUGUGAAAGCUCGUUGUGCCUAUUUUGGACAGGAACGCAAACACGUUUUGUUCUGCGCGUGGAGGUAACGCUAAAGGGUGAUCUAAGCGCCUAGCAGAAUAAGAGCUCGUCAUUUUUUUUACAGUGUACAAACUGAAUGAAUUAACUACAUAGCUUCUUUCAUCAUUAGACGAUGUUUAAAAUAUUUCUGCAUAAAAAAAUUUAAAAACUCGAUGCAGUGGCACCUUGCUGUUGUUACCAGCAUAUAUUCUGACUCCCAAAAGAACUUUUUUUCUUUUUUUUGGUAUGAUACAGCAAGUAAGAAAGCCGACGUAUAAUGGACGUGUAAAUGUUCAUAGUCUUAUUUAUUAAUAUAUAUAACUUAGGUUUCAUCAGAGCAUACAGUACGAGCAGUGCUGUGGUCUAUCUCUGCUCCGGGACAGUAGCAUGUUUUUAUUACUUUGUGAUAGCAACAGCAUUGGCCAUGUUUUGUCUGUUUAGUGAAUGAGACUUGUUGUAAAUUUGCGAUCCACAAAUAGACAGUUCAAAGCGUAUACGUGUCAGUGCAUUGUGUUUGGCAUGGCAUCAAGGCUGGAGCUUGGAUGGUAAUUUAAUUUUCCCAAGAAAGAACUGUGAGAGUAUGUCACGUGCACUCAGAAGGUUCAAGUGUUUUCUUUUUGCAUAAUCAAUGCCAAUGUCGUGCCUGUUUUUACAUUGUGCUUUCCUUUCGUGCAUAAUGAGCCAGAGAAAUGCGACAGUUUUUCUUGCGCUAUCCGCUUCUAUCCGUGUGUCUUCUCUCCCUCAUACAUAUAUAAAUAUAUACACACUAUACGGAACUUGCUACGUAGAAACUUGUGACAUGAUGUGCCUGUAUAUAAAUGUAAAACAAAAAUAAAUUGAUAAGUUCAUUUUUAUGCUACGAAACAA
Molecule: messenger RNA, 7890 nt
Organism: Ornithodoros turicata
Lineage: Eukaryota; Metazoa; Arthropoda; Arachnida; Ixodida; Argasidae
Gene: gek
Product: serine/threonine-protein kinase MRCK alpha-like
Exons: 44
Coding region: 540-5774 (1744 amino acids)
Biological process (GO): actomyosin structure organization; peptidyl-threonine phosphorylation
Cellular component (GO): cytoplasm; cytoskeleton
Molecular function (GO): ATP binding; protein serine/threonine kinase activity
Source: RefSeq, a predicted model, not a curated record